Messenger RNA from Toxorhynchites rutilus septentrionalis, 3608 nucleotides. RefSeq names its product polycomb protein Scm (gene Scm). The transcript has 6 exons. Bases 524 to 3226 code for a protein of 900 amino acids. Gene Ontology annotation, biological process: regulation of DNA-templated transcription. The record is from RefSeq and is a predicted model, not a curated record. Gene Ontology annotation, molecular function: protein binding; zinc ion binding. NCBI's taxonomy places the organism in Eukaryota, Metazoa, Arthropoda, Insecta, Diptera, Culicidae. Gene Ontology annotation, cellular component: nucleus.
AUAGUAACGUGUUGUGAGAAAAAGGAAUAGCAGACGAGAGUUCGCUUGCUAACAGUGGUAGCCAAAGUGAGAGCGUAGAAAAAUAAAAAUUUUGACAAACGCGUCUUUUAUUCGAAUGGAGUGUCAUCAGUGGCCAGAAAAGAAGAGCGGAAGAAAAGCGAAACAUUUGAUGCGGCACCUAAUCAUUUGUCGGUUUUUUGCGUGAGAAAAAGUUCGAACACUAUCGGCGCGAUGUGAAGAAGCCAGCAAUUAUCGAGUUGGUAGCAAACUGUGUGCCUGUGCAGGCAAUGACGCGAGGGGAUAAUAAGCAGAAAAAAGUGGCAAGAAAUCGAUUCCCGCGGGUGAAUGAGAGAAAAAAGAAGGAAACAUCAAUUGGAAUUUGCCAGAAGAACUAGAAUCAAUCUGUUUUGGGACGUGUUUUUGACAUUUCAGCGAUAAGGUGGUAAAGUAUCGGGAAGCAGUAGAGGGAGUUGAGUGCAAAAUAAGUGGGUUGACAACUGGCUGACUCAGAGGAUAUUCUGUGAUGUCCGCAUCUGGAAGCUCGUCUCCAGGCAGUAAUAGCAACAACAUCAGCAGCAGUAGCGGCAACAACGGUACGGAUAAUACCGAACGACGGAGCAGCAAUAGCAGCAUUUCCGGGUCGGGAAGGACUCCCCGCAAGUUGUCCGCCGGUAGUUCGGCGGGGAGUAACGGGACGACCCCCAGUAGCAACAGUUCCUGCAUCUGGUGCGGUGAAAAUAAAACCCCCCUCAAGUACAUCCUGCCGACCCAGAACGGAAAGAAGGAAUUCUGCUCGGAGACCUGUAUACUCGAGUUUCGCAAAGCAUAUAGUAAAGGCGCCUGCAUCCAGUGCGAUAAUGUGAUACGAGCUAACGCACCAAAACCCAACUAUUGCUCGACAUUCUGUAUGAAAAAGCAUCAGAAGAAAGCGUUGGCCAGCGGCGCAUCCGCAGGGCAAUCGGCCGAUGGAACAGGCGCAUCCACAACAGCGAACUCGUGUGCCAGUUCGAAGAUUAACAACAAUAAUAAUAACAACAACAAUAAUAACAGUAAUGGUGGCAGCGGCAAUGGUGCUAACAAUAAUACCACAAACCAUGGUCGGAGAAGCAAUGGGAACAAUUCCCCUGGUCGGGAAUCGAGUUCCGCUAGAAUCAGUCCGGUAACCACCACAAUCGUUACGGGCGGCCCCUUUCAGUACGAGAGCUUUCACGUGUUCGACUGGACCGAGUACCUGCGGGAAUCGGGAAGUGUACCCGCUCCGGCCGAGUGCUUCAAACAGGCACUGGUGCCACCCAAAAAUGAGUACAAGAUCGGUAUGAAGCUGGAGGCGCUGGAUCCUCGGAAUGUCACCUCGACCUGCAUAGCAAGUGUGGUGGGUGUCCUCGGGUCUCGACUACGGCUGCGGCUGGAUGGCAGUGACAAUAAGAACGAUUUCUGGCGACUAGUAGAUUCCAAUGAAAUCCAUCCCAUCGGUCACUGCGAGCAAACGGGUGAGAUGUUGCAACCUCCGCUUGGGUUUCGCAUGAAUGCGAGCAGUUGGCCAACGUUUCUGUUGAAGACUUUGAACGGAGCUCAGAUGGCACCGGCCCAUAUUUUUAUGCCGGAACCUGCCACGCCCAAGUGCAAUUUGUUUCAGGUCGGACAAAAGCUGGAGGCGGUUGACAAGAAGAAUCCGCAACUGAUAUGCUGUGCAACAGUCGAUGCGGUCAAAGAGGAUCAAAUCCAUGUUACAUUCGAUGGUUGGCGAGGUGCUUUUGACUACUGGUGUCGUUACGAUUCUCGAGAUAUUUUCCCGGUCGGAUGGUGUGCAAAAAGUUGCCAUCCUAUGCAACCUCCCGGACAGAAAAACAAGAUGGACGGAAGUGGCACCCGAUCGAAAACUUCUCGUUCCACGUUUGCUAUGAUUUCGGAGCCGGAUUCAAUGACACCGGCUUCUCCGGUGACGGCACAUUUCCAUAGCCGUUGUAAAGGUGGUCCUUUCAUCAAUAGCUCUAAGCUCCCCUCAAUGGUUACUGCACCAAAUCAUCAAACCUUGGCGAAACUUUGCCUUCAAGAAGUAUUAGCUGCUUCCAAGGAUCAUUCGCAACUUUCUCCGCUGCUGUUUGGUCUUGAAGGUGAUGUCCAUAUCGUGACAGCUGCGGGGAAAAAUUUUACUGUGAAAAUUCCCGCGUAUAUCCGACAAAAAGGAAACAGUGGCUUGUCGGAGUUUCUCGAGACCUUAUGCACAGCAUGUAGAGCAUGUAAGCAUUUGAUCACAUUGGAUCCUGGUCCAGAGCAGUGCGACGCUUGUAUGGUGCAAUCCCCUCCGCUCAAAAGACCAAUCAAAAGCGAACCGACCGUCAGAAGUGCGAGUCCACCCCCAACGACGGCAUCCUCGCCGAAGGCAGCAGCCACAACGCGGGAAUCGCAACAGGAAUGUCCCCGAAGUCCUUCACCCAAACGAAAAGCAGUGGAGCAAGAGACGGCAACCUCAACAACAAACAAUGAACCAAGCUCAUCCUCUCCAACGCCACCAGCUACGGCGGCUGUGAGUAUUGUUCACCCGACGCCAUCAUCUACAGUGGUAGUUGCGAGCCCAGCGCCGCCAGUUACUCCUCCCAGCACUCCAGUGAAGAUGGAAGUGGAGUGCUCGGUGGCUGAAGCUGCUGCAGCAGCUGCCGUAGCGGUCGCAGCGUCCUCUCUGGUCACAGUGUCUGGUUCCGCUGCAUCACCUUCGCAGAUACCCGCCCAUAUACCGCCGACAGCCAAUGUAGCUCCCGCACCUGUCGCUAACACGGUGGUUCCGUGCCACCAAGUUCAACCGAGUAUCCCGCUGGCCGCUCCUGUACAAUCUGCCUCAUCGUCAUCCGCUACCUCUAUUGCACCCAUUCAAAUGGUACCUGCCGCUGCUGUGGUUAUGCCACCUUCUGCUCCCGUGAACUCCACACCAACACACGUGAUUCCGAACACGAAAGUGUCAGCACCCAGCACAAGUUCACAAAUGCCUCGGGGACAAACUAGCGAUUGGUCGAUCGAGGAUGUGAUACAGUUUAUUGCCGUGCAGGAUCCGGCUCUGGCUGUACAUGCGGAUUUGUUCAGAGAACAUGAAAUCGAUGGUACCGCACUGCUGUGGCUCAAUAUAGACACCUUGAUGAAGUACAUGGGUUUAAAACUUGGACCUGCGCUGAAGAUCUGCAAUCUGGUCAGUCGAGUGAAAGGUCGUCGACAUAAUUUGUCUUCGAUGUAACCUUUCGUGGCAUAUCUGUCGCAGAUUUAUCUCUCAUUUCUGUGGUUACAGUAUCUAAACGUUUAAAGCGAUGAUUUAGUGAUCCACAAAACCAAAAAAAAUGGAUUGAAAUCACGGGAGAAGUGAGUUGUGUAAUUAUUUAUGUUCAAUAUAACAUAUAAGAUUGAAUGAAGGUGAAAUACGUUGAUGAGUUUUAAAAUUCAAGUUAAAUUAGUGAUAAGAUUUUCAAUUCGUACGAAUGUUUGCCUCACGGAGGUAUGUAAAUUGUGCUCUUAUGAGGCAUUAUCACGAAAAAAGCACUUUUGUUUAUUUUAUUGUACAUUUUCCUUUCCUGUGAAAGUUUAAUGGUAUGAAUAAACUGAAGAGAAACAAAUAUGUUCAA